Molecule: messenger RNA, 3684 nt
Organism: Chelmon rostratus (copperband butterflyfish)
Lineage: Eukaryota; Metazoa; Chordata; Actinopteri; Chaetodontiformes; Chaetodontidae
Gene: esrp1
Product: epithelial splicing regulatory protein 1
Exons: 15
Coding region: 199-2451 (750 amino acids)
Biological process (GO): regulation of RNA splicing
Cellular component (GO): ribonucleoprotein complex; nucleoplasm
Molecular function (GO): mRNA binding
Source: RefSeq, a predicted model, not a curated record
CUACGGGAGGCUUCACGUAACAUUUCACACGCGACGAAACUUGGAUUUACGGAGCUCACCUUUGCGCUCAGGUGCCAAAAUAAGGGUGUUUCUACCUCCGUGUCUCCUCUGUGGUGUAUCUUCAGUUACUGUCCUUUACUUUGGUGUAGUAUUAGAUUAGGUUUUUUUUUUUUUUUUUUUGGCUGUGUUUGUCUUCAGAUGACGGCGCAGGUAGACUACCUGGUGGUGCUUUUCACCGCCACAUCUGGCGCGAGCGGAGAGCUGCUGGGAUCUGACGAGAAGGAGCUCGUGCAGUUGGUUUGGCAGCUGGUGGAUGUGAAGAACAAAAAGUUGGGCAAGGUGAAUGAGCUCCUCAUUAAGUCUGACCUCUCAGACCUGACGGAGGAAAAAGAGGAGGAUGUGGUGGAGGAGAGCGUGGAAGAGGAGAAUGCAUCCAAAGCAGACUGUGUCUUCACGGCCACAAGUCUUGAGACAGCAUUAAACCUGUUUCAUCUAAAACUGACAAACGAGGUGAACAGCGCAGGCGCAGGCACGUCUGUGUGUUUGUGUACCGACGGGCAGCUCCACAUCCGUCAAGUGAUUCACCCCGAGGCCGCAAGCAAGAACAUCCUGGUCCCAGACUGUUUCUACUCAUUCUUCGACCUUCGGAAAGAGUUCAAGAAGCACUUCCCCGCAUCUGACCUCAAGGCUCUGAAUGUACACGUCAUGGCAGAGUUUCUUAGUAUCCCUGUUGAUGAGACCGCCAUGUGGGAUUCCUCAGCCACACUGGAUCCGUCAGCCAUAUUGCCUGCAGAAAUCGCAGUGCAGCAGCUCCAGAUUAUGGCCAUCAUUGCCCUUGCCCUGCUAAAUGAGCCAUUUUGCCACAUGUUCUCCAACCAGGAGAGAGUUAGUGAGAAGUUUGAGACUGGCACUUGCAGUAAGAUGGAGAAAGUGUGCGACAACACAGUGAUCAGAGCCAGAGGGUUGCCUUGGCAGUCUUCUGACCAGGACAUUGCUCGAUUCUUCAGAGGACUCAACAUUGCCAAAGGAGGGGCUGCACUGUGCCUUAAUGCUCAGGGGAGAAGGAACGGAGAAGCUCUUGUUCGUUUUGUGAGUGAGGAGCACAGAGACCUGGCACUGCAGAGACACAAACACCACAUGGGAAACAGAUACAUAGAGGUUUACAAAGCAACAGGAGAGGACUUCCUGAAGAUAGCAGGAGGUACCUCCAGUGAGGUAGCAAUGUUUCUGUCCCGUGAGGACCAGAUUAUAGUGAGGAUGCGAGGUCUUCCCUUCACCGCCACACACGAGCAGGUGCUCGCCUUCUUCUCCUCGGGAGAUGGCCUUAAAGAGAUGUGUCCGGUCAGCGGAGGAAAGGAUGGCAUCCUAUUUGUUCGCUAUCCAGACGGACGCCCCACUGGCGAUGCCUUUGUUUUAUUUGCCUGCGAGGACCACGCCCAGUGUGCUCUGAGGAAACACAAGGAAAUCCUGGGGAGGAGAUACAUUGAGCUGUUCAAAAGUACAGCAGCAGAGGUCCAACAGGUGUUGAACCGCUACUCAUCAGCCCCCCUGAUCCCUGUGGCCCCUGCCCCCUUGGUGUCAGUACUGCCCACAGUAUCUCUCCUGCCCCCUCCUGGUAGUAUGAGAGACUGCUUGAGGUUGAGGGGGCUGCCAUACACAGCGAGCAUAGAAGACAUCCUCACCUUCCUGGGCGAGUUUACACAAGAUAUCAGACCACAUGGCGUGCACAUGGUCCUCAACCAGCAGGGCCGUCCCUCAGGUGACUGCUUCAUCCAGAUGACCUCAGCAGAGCGAGCACUUCAGGCCUCACAGCGGCUCCACAAACAUGUGAUGUCCAGCCAGCGUGGAUCCAACAGCCGCUACGUGGAGGUGUUCCCCUGCAGCGCUGAGGAGAUGGGCCUGGUGCUGAUGGGAGGCUCACUCUCACACACACAUACACACACACACACCCGGACCAGGAAUGGGACAGGGCUCAGCCCGCCGCCAUGUUUAUCUCCACCAUCCUACUCCUUCACCCCUGCACCACCUGUCCUGCCAACAGAGGCUGCUGCUGCUGCCGGCCUUUACCCUCCCAUGGGUCAGGUGUUGCUAAGCCCGCGCCCCCUGCCACCAGGACACGCCUACUACCCCGCCACAGCUCAGCUGUACAUGAACUACGCAGCCUACUACCCCAGUCCACCUGGCUCACCUACCACUGUAGGUUUCUUCCCCUCCCCCUCCUCCAUCUCCUCCCCAGGGGGGUUGGUGCGCAUGCCAGGUCUCACCUACAACAGCAGCGGAGUCAAAGAUCUCAUUAAUGCAGUGCAGGGGUACCAGAGUCCCGCAGAGUCGAUUUCUCUCCUGAGCAGCAGUCUGAUUGGUCAGUCCAGUGGAGGUGAUGCUCCUCUCAUGUCCCUCCCCGCUCUCAUGACCAAGCCGGCGGGGCAGUACCUGGACCUGACCCUGCUGUAGGGGCACAAAUGUACAAAGGUCACUUGACAAUUUGGUCAAAGACUUGUAAUGUAUUGUUAGGUUUUUAAAAAAUAGUAUUUUAGAUGUGUUAUUUAUAUCUAUAAGAGCAGAAAUUAAUGUAUUUUAUACAAAAAUCAUUGUGGCCGUAGCCAAAAAUAGUUUUGUCUUAUAUUGCACAGUGUGUAUUUUAAAAGCUUUAUAGAGAUUUUUUUUUAACAUGUUACGAUAUUAUAAUCACUGUUAUGACUUAGUAGAAACUGAGAUAAAUCCUUUCCGUAAGCUUCUCUGUGAAGAGUGAAAGUGUGUGAGUGUGUUUUAGUGUGAAAGAGAUGAAAAUGAGUAUUAUGAAUGGCUGUGUUGAUACAUCUUCAGACUUAAUCUUUUUAUGCAAUGCGUUUUAUGUGUUUAUAUACAUUUGAUACAGAUGCAGUGAUUGUAUUGAAGCUUUAGUGCAUGAAGAAGUUAGUAGUAAAACUUUAAGAUGUUUACAUAAUGCCAAAUAUCAAUGCACUGCUAAUCAAUAAGACUACUAAUGAAUAUAAUAGCAGUAUCUUUGAAUGAUAACAUAUACUGUAUGUUACACUGUGAGCUUGUCAAAUAGUCUGAUGCCUGCAUCAGCUUUCACUUACAAAAAUGUGACAUCUCACACUGAAGCUCGCGUUUCCAUGUUGUGUAAUGCCAAUGUUGUCUUGCCUUUUGUUUUGGACUCACAACUGAACAGAGGACAGUCCCAGUUCUCUGAAACCUAACCAUAGGGCUGCAUUCUUCAAGAGGACUCCUGUCACAAGCUCUCAGUUUACUGAGUGAAUCUCCACAGCCAGAGGUGGUUUCUGACAGAUUUUAUUAUAUAUUUUACUCUGAAGAAUCUGCAAAGAUCAACCAGUCCAUCACACUUUCCUUGUCUUCUCUUCACCAUCUGCACUAUUGUGGGGAAUGCAAUGGAGUAAACGGGUCUCCCUGCAGAAAUCCCUGCACCAUUUCUCUUUUUAACUAAAUCAUUUGGAGUGUAGAUGGAAAGUUGAGAAGGAAAAGAAAUGUUGAAGGACACCUCUGACAUGUAUCUUGUGAAUCUAAUUGCUGCUUGCGCCCUGCAAAGUUGCCGUUUGGACUUCAAUUUGCUGUACACAUGUCCCGCAGUAGGACUUCCUGCACAGGAUGUCCUACUGUGCUCAUGCUGAAAAAACAAUAAACUUAACAUGUGAAGUCUGUCAGCCUUCAGCUGUUUGAUUUCAC